Gambusia affinis (western mosquitofish) is the source of this 2595-nucleotide messenger RNA. It is a transcript of the gene adamtsl5, whose product is annotated as ADAMTS like 5. Gene Ontology annotation, biological process: extracellular matrix organization. The transcript has 13 exons. Gene Ontology annotation, cellular component: extracellular matrix. The record is from RefSeq and is a predicted model, not a curated record. NCBI's taxonomy places the organism in Eukaryota, Metazoa, Chordata, Actinopteri, Cyprinodontiformes, Poeciliidae. Gene Ontology annotation, molecular function: metalloendopeptidase activity; protein binding. The coding region runs from base 739 to 2412 and encodes 557 amino acids.
GUCCAGCGCCGCGCAGCUGCGCAUUGAGACGCUCCUCUGGGUUGUGCGCAGCUGCUGCGCUCUGAUUGGCGCAGAGAGGCGUGUUCCCCGCAGGAAUGCGGCGCUCAGGUGGAGGGAGAGUCACCGACUCAGAGCUCUGCGCUCCACAGCUCGCAGGACGCUCCGCGCUGCGCACUGCUGCUCUUCUUUGCGCUCUUUGAGCGGACAGAUCUGCCGCAACCUGCUGCUGAUUUGACUUGGAAACUGAGUUUCAGUUUAUUUCUCAUUCGGACUGAUUUUCUCGUGACCAACAGCAGGAAAACUUAAAAAGUCAGUUCUUGCACCAGGACUGUCCUCAAGAAGAUGCGUUCAUGUUUUCCGCGCUCAGUUUUCCCCAGAAGGACCGAAGGGAUGUGAGGCGCUUUGGGAGCCGAGAGCGCAGCUGCUUGGAUGGAUCUUCCCUCCAGCUGAAGGAGAAUCAGCAGAAAUAAUAGAAACUAUUCCCUACCGCGUGUUUCUAAAGGCGGACCGGACCGGAGCAGAACCGGAGCAGAACCGGAGCAGGACCGGAGCAGGACCGGAGCAGAACCGGAGCAGGACCGGAGCAGGACGCGCACAGCCAGCAGAGCGGACAUGGGUUCUGUGUUUGGGUCUGGACUCCCUGCAGCGGGGCCGCGCCGCGCGUCACAGCCGCGUCGUUUCACAUCAUGAUGCUCCACCAGAACCGAACCCAUCCAUUCUAACCCAGACGGAUCCAGCAUGACCCCAGCGCGGACCAGGAGGCUGACUCUGAACCGGGUCGUGACCUUUGUUUUGCUGCUGCUCUCUCCCGGCUCCCUCGCCUCCCUGCAGAGUGCCUCUUGGAGUUCGGAGUGGGGUCCAUCCAGUGGCGCCUCAUCGGGGCGUCCGGCGCGCGCCCGACGGCAGCUGCACUUCAGGAACGAGUGGGCGGCGUGGAGCGGCUGGUCUGUUUGCUCCCGCAGCUGUGGGGGCGGAGCCUCGGUGCGAACUCGCACCUGCAUCACCAGGAACCCGCUGGGCGGACCGUGUGCUGGAGAUCCCAGACAGUACAAGAUCUGCAACACCAAGAGGUGUCCUCCUGGCUCAGAGGACUUCAGAGACAUGCAGUGUGCUGCGUUCAAUGACCGGCCGUUGGUGUCCGGAAACUCCUUCAGAUGGACAACGUUUCACGGAGGCUCCAGCCCCUGUGAGCUCAGCUGCCUGGCACUGGGACACAACUUCUACUACAACUUUGGUCUGGUUCUGGACGGUACGGCCUGCGACCCGGAGGCCGGAGCUGUGUGUGUCAACGGACGCUGUCUGAAGCCCGGCUGCGACUCCAUCUUGGGUUCGACGCAGCAGGAAGAUGCCUGCAUGGUGUGUGGAGGGCACAACACCACCUGUCUGCUCCACAAGAGUGUGUACCAGAGCAGCAGGCUGGAGGCAGGCGGGCCGUUUGGAUACAACGAAGUGACGAUGAUCCCGGCUGGAGCCACUCACAUCCGAGUCACCGACAACAGCAGGAAUUAUCUGGCGCUGCAGAACGGUCGAUCCCAGUUUGUGAUCAACGGAAACUGGAAGAUCAGCGUUCCCGGUGAGUACAGCGUAGCUGGGACCAAGCUGCUGUACCGGCGCUCUGCAGACACCUGGGAGAGCUUCGAGGUGCCAGGACCGACCCAGGAAGACCUGCAUCUGAUGGUUCUGGCGACAGACAGAAACCCAGGAAUCGAGUACGAGUACUGGCUUCCACCGGACCAGUACGCCCUGCACCACGGCAGGAGGAGCCCCCUGCGACAGGCUCACCACACAGCCAGCUACUUCCCCAGAGGUCAACCCACCACGCCAACCACCACCUCCAGGGCACCGCCCAACACCGCCCGGAAACCCCACUGGUUUUUAAAUGACCUGAAUCCUCAGCGUCUCCCGGCUCCCGGUCACCACCUGCAGCAUCCUCAGCAGCCAAUCAGCCGCCUGGAGCGCGAGGAGAGUCACAGAAACCUCCUUCCUCAGGCUCCACCCGGAAAGAAUUGUGGAAAAUGUCAGAGAGUUAAAGGACGAAGGGAACGCCAGAGACAGUACUGCAAAAAGGACUUUGUGUUUCGUGGCAGAGUUCUGGGGAAGGUGUACCGGGGCGAGGAGACGCGCUACGACGUCCAGAUCAUCCACACGUACCGGAACCGCUUCCGGCUGGAGCACCGCGAAUUCCUGUGGGUCCCGAACCUGUGCGACUGCCCCGACCUGCAGCCGGGGAAGCAGUACGUCCUGAUGGUGCGACGCCACAUCAACUACGAGCGCACGCUGAACCGCAUCCUGCUGGAGGAGGACAGCUACGUGGUUCCGUACCGGCCCAGAGAGGACGAGCUGCUGCGGCCGCUCCAGAGGCUCUGCAGCAACAGAGGCACGAAAAGUCCUGCAGAGAUAGAGAGGCGGUGAGCGGCAGGCGCAGACUGAUGUGUCAUAUUGCUGGUUUCAUGUGUGAACUUUAAAACUGGAGACCUGAUGAGCUGAGCGGCAUCACUGGAGGAGCAAACGGGAACUUUUCAGGUUUUAGUCUGAAAUCUGCAGGGCCAGUCCAAAGCAAUGCGAGUUGAGGUGCAGGAGCUGCAGGAGCACCAA